Andrographis paniculata is the source of this 687-nucleotide messenger RNA. RefSeq names its product ethylene-responsive transcription factor ERF084. NCBI's taxonomy places the organism in Eukaryota, Viridiplantae, Streptophyta, Magnoliopsida, Lamiales, Acanthaceae. The record is from RefSeq and is a predicted model, not a curated record. The transcript has a single exon. The coding region runs from base 1 to 687 and encodes 228 amino acids. Gene Ontology annotation, molecular function: DNA binding; DNA-binding transcription factor activity. Gene Ontology annotation, biological process: regulation of DNA-templated transcription.
AUGGUACUCAACAAUUCCCAAACGUCUACACACACUAAUAACAGACGUCCAUUCCCUCCGGUGCCAUCUCCUGCAGUUCCCUACGAUUAUACCCAAAGUCGCAUGUCCGCCGACUCCCCUCCCGGCGCCGGCCGCCGGAGCCCUCCGAUCCUCGAAGGAAUCGCCGCCGUCGUCGGAGAACACGUCCUGUUCGGCGGCAGCAUCAGCCACAACCACACCGAAUCUCCGAUCGCCGGCGAAAACCGAAACCCGGACAGCGCCGCCGCCGCGCCGAGGAGCUACCGGGGAGUGAGAAAGCGGCCGUGGGGGAGGUGGUCGGCGGAGAUUCGCGACCGCAUAGGGCGGUGCCGCCACUGGCUGGGGACGUACGACACGGCGGAGGAAGCCGCGCGUGCCUACGACGCGGCGGCGCGUCGGCUCCGGGGGGCUAAAGCGAGGACCAAUUUCCAAAUUCCUUCCGUCUUGCCGUCGCCGAGCUCUUCCAACUCUUCCUCCUCCGGCCGGCCGGAGAAGAGAAUCCGGCCGAACAGUAAAUUGCAGAAAAAAUGCUCCGUUGUAACUUCUCCGGCGCAUCUUUUCGGGCCGGGCGGGCCCGGCCCUCCCGAAAUAAAGGCGGGUAAUGGCGAUGUCGGGCUGGAGCUUGGUCUGAAACUCGGUCGAGAUUUUAGGGCAUCAAUGGUGGCUUAA